AUCUUCUUCUUCUUCUUCUAAAAUAGGUUGUGAACCGCCGAGAUGACUGAGAAGAAGCUGACUAACAGCCGCAGGCAUCACCUGAAGAGUCUGAUCCUGCAGAUCGCUGCAGGCUGGAUCGAGGAGGAGAAGAAGGAACUGGUUUUAGCGAAGGAAGCUUACAUGGCUGAAAACUGUCCCAGUCCAGAGAGCAGCGGAGAUCAGGCCAUCCUCAUGGAACUUUGCAGGAAGAUUCACGCUGCCAUCGACAAGAUUGAUGAGGACAGAUACGACAUCCACUCCAAAGUGCAGAAGGCCGACAAAGAGAUUGAAGACCUGAAGAUCAAAGUGGUGGAUCUGAUCGGAGUGAAGAAGCCGGCUCUGAAGAAGGUUCGUAUGUCAGCUGACUCCAUGCUGCAGGCUCUGCUGGGAUCCAAACAUAAGGUCACCAUGGAUCUGAGGUCCAACCUGAAGCAGGUCAAGAAGGAGGUCAAAGAGGAGACGACAGAGCAAGUGGGCGACUGGCGUAAGAACAUCGAGGAUAAAGCCGACAGGAAGAAGAUGUUCGAGACUUCCUAAACACAACAGCUGCUGUUUGUCUGUUUCUGUUUCUAUGAACUCUGCGUGUCUCGUGUGUUGGUUGAACCAGACGCAGUGAUGUUGGGUUAUUAUUGAUGAGAGGUUUGAACAGCAGGUUGAAAUGACUGAGAGGGUUUUAUUGGUUUUUAUUUUGCACUUUGUUUUGUCUGGAAGGAGAAGAAGGAGCAUCGAAGGUUUCUGCAGGUUCACGUACCAACAAUAAAAAGUCUUAAAGUAUUAAAAACAACACAAAUCCACUAAAUAAAACAUGUUCAAUAAAAACAAUAAAGUCAA
Messenger RNA from Scomber scombrus (Atlantic mackerel), 852 nucleotides. RefSeq names its product troponin I, fast skeletal muscle-like. The record is from RefSeq and is a predicted model, not a curated record. Bases 43 to 558 code for a protein of 171 amino acids. Gene Ontology annotation, biological process: muscle contraction. The transcript has 7 exons. Gene Ontology annotation, cellular component: troponin complex. NCBI's taxonomy places the organism in Eukaryota, Metazoa, Chordata, Actinopteri, Scombriformes, Scombridae.